AUGGGGUCCGAAUCGAAUCAUGUCGAGAAACUCGAUGCACUGGUUGUCGGUGCUGGGUUCGGAGGUGUAUACCAGCUCAAGCGCCUGAGAGAAUUGGGCUAUAGGACUAAGCUUGUUGAUAGCGGCGGCGAUUACGGUGGUGUAUGGUACUGGAAUAGGUAUCCUGGCGCGCGCGUCGACAGCACUACCCCUCACUACGAGUUCGAUGACCCGGCUUUGUGGAGCACAUGGGCUUGGAAACAGAGGUUCCCAGACUCUCUCGAGAUCCGGGAUUACUUUUCUCAUGUCGCAGAAGUAUGGGAUUUGCGGAAGGAUACCUAUUUCAAUACCUUUGUGAAGUCUGCCAGCUGGGACGACUCUGAGACUCUCUGGACUAUCGAGACUCGGGAAGGCAUUGUUUUCGAGGCCAAGUACUUCUUGUUGAACACAGGCUUUGCCGCCAAGCGAUACAUCCCAGACUGGCCCGGCAUUGAAACAUUCAAGGGGACUUUCAUUCACCCAUCGUAUUGGCCUCACGAGGAUUUAGACCUGAAGGGCAAGAGGGUGGCUAUAAUUGGUACUGGCUCAACUGGGGUGCAACUGGCAACAGAACUCAGUUCAGCGGUUAGCGAACUUGUGAUCUUUCAACGCACACCCAAUACGGCUUUGCCCAUGAAGCAGGUCAAUUACAAGAAUGGGGAGCAGGCACUCAGACGGGAAGCGUACCCAGAGCUUUUCAAGGCUCGCCCAUUGUCCUUUAGCGGCUUCUCAUUCAGUCCUAUUGGUCGCAACACAUUCGAUGAUCCCCCUGAAAAACGGCUGGCGAUCUACGAGGCCCUUUGGAAAGAGGGUGACUUCAAAUUUUGGCUUGCCAACUACCAGGACCUUCUUUCGAGCAAGGCUGCCAACAAUGAGGCAUACUCAUUCUGGCGUGACAAGACCCGCGCCAAGAUUCAUGAUCCCCGCAAGCAGGACCUCCUCGCACCGAUAACAGCACCAUACAGUUUCGGCUGUAAGCGAAUCUCUCUCGAGCAAGGUUACUUCGAGAUUUUCAACAAGCCCCAUAUAUACCUUGUCGACGUGAACGCAACCCCAGUUCAGACUAUCACCGGGAAAGGAAUCAGAACUUCCGAGAAAGAGUGGGAGUUCGAUCACAUCAUAUGUGCUACUGGCUUCGACAGCAUUACAGGUGGGCUUAAGCAAAUCGAUAUCAAGAGCAUUUGUGGCGAGAGCCUGGCCGACUAUUGGAAGAAAGGGACUCGGACUUAUCUCGGCAUGACAGUCUCCGGAUUCCCAAAUAUGUUUUUUACGUAUGGGCCUCAGGGACCCACGGCGCUCUGCAAUGGACCAACUGUGAGUAGCCCCAAGUGCUUUUUUGAACUGGCAGCAGACCACCCUGAGCAUGAAGAAAAUGAUUCGAGCUGA
Messenger RNA from Diaporthe amygdali, 1404 nucleotides. Its product is annotated as Baeyer-Villiger monooxygenase. Bases 1 to 1404 code for a protein of 467 amino acids. Gene Ontology annotation, molecular function: N,N-dimethylaniline monooxygenase activity; flavin adenine dinucleotide binding; NADP binding. Lineage: Eukaryota; Fungi; Ascomycota; Sordariomycetes; Diaporthales; Diaporthaceae. The transcript has 2 exons. The record is from RefSeq and is a predicted model, not a curated record.